AUGGACUCCUCCACACUUUCAUCCCUUUCGAAAGGGUCAUUUUCAUCAAGCAGUGUAGGAGACUCGGCAGACCUCGAGGCAAAUUUAACACUCAGCGAUAGGCUUAAGGUCUUCAAGACCACUCACUUCGAUCCCAAUGCCUACGUCACCUCCAAAUGCCAGACCAUGAAUGAAAAGGAGAUAAGGCACUUGUGCUCUUACCUUGUUGAUCUGAAGAAGGCAUCCGCCGAGGAAAUGCGUAGAAGUGUUUAUGCUAAUUAUGCAGCCUUCAUCCGCACAUCAAGGGAGAUUUCAAAUCUUGAGGGUCAGCUCCUCUCGAUGAGGAAUCUUCUAUCCACUCAGGCUGCUCUAGUUCAUCGUUUAGUUGAAGGAGUUCGCAUUGAUUCCUUGCCCACUGGUCCUGAAGAUUCAGCUGAAGAGGACAUAUUGUUCGAAAAUAAGGAACUUUCCACAAUAGAAAAUUGGUUAGUAGAAUUUUUGGACACCUUUGAAGUUCUAUUGGCUGAGAGAAGAGUGGAUGAAGCUUUGGCCGCCUUGGAUGAAGGAGAAAGUAUGGUAGAAGAAGCUAAUGAGAGGCAAACAUUGAGCCAGACCGCUCUCUUAUCGCUCCAGACUGCCAUCUCCGAACAGAGACAAAAACUAGCUGAUCAGCUUGCAGAGAUUACCCGCCAACCUUCUACUCGUGGUGUUGAGAUUCGUUCGGCAGUUGUAGCUCUGAAAAAGCUAGGGGAUGGUCCGCGUGCCCAUGCGUUGCUACUUAAUUCUCACCACCAGAAAUUGCAGUGUAAUAUGCAUAGUCUUCGCCCAUUGAAUGCUUCAUCUGGAGCAGCAUAUACGGCUACACUCUCCCAGCUUGUCUUUUCCACCAUUGCCCAAGCAGCAAGCGACUCGUUGGCAAUUUUUGUUGAGGAGCCUGCCUAUGCUUCUGAGCUUGUUACUUGGGCUGUCAGACAAACAGAAACUUUUGCUAUUCUCCUUAAGAGGCAUGUUCUAGCCUCCUCGGCAGCUGCCGGGGGCUUAAGAGUUGCUGCCGAGUGUGUUCAUAUAUGCUUGGCUCACUGUUCCUUGUUGGAAGCUCGUGGAUUGGCGCUUUCUCCUGUCCUAUUGAGACUCCUUAGGCCCUGCGUUGAACAGGCGUUAAAUGCCAACUUAAAAAGAAUUGAACAGAGCAGUGCUGCUCUUGCCGCCGCAGAUGAUUGGUUGCUUACUUAUCCGGUAGCUGGUUCACGAAUGGGUUCAACUACAUCUCUUAGUAGUAUAUCCCAGCCCAAGGUUUCAACCAGUGCCCACAGAUUCAAUUCGAUGGUUCAGGAAUUUCUUGAGAAUGUGGGACCCAUUGAGAGCCUGCAGUUGGAUGGUUCCACAUUGGAAGGUGUUUUACAAGUGUUCAACUCCUAUGUCAACUUGUUGAUAAAUGCAUUACCAAGUUCAAUGGACAAUGAGGAGAACCUGGAAAGUUAUGGGAACAAAAUUGUCAGGAUGGCAGAGACUGAAGCUCAACAGAUAGCUUUGCUAGCUAAUGCAUCAUUGUUAGCAGAUGAGCUGCUCCCACGUGCUGCCAUGAAGCUUUUGCCCGUGCAGCAGACUAGCAGAGUUGAUGAGUUCCCUAGAAGAGCUUCAGACAGGCAAAGCCGUCUGUCGGAGCAAAGGGAAUGGAAGAGACGGCUUCAACGCUUGGUUGACUGCCUGCGAGAUAGCUUCUGCCGACAUCAUGCACUGGAGCUAAUCUUCACAGAAGAUGGCGACACUAGUCUCAAUCCACAAAUGUACAUAAAUAUGGACGGUAAUGCAGAUGAUCCUGAAUGGUUUCCUUCUCCAAUUUUUCAGGUGCUUUUUACAAAACUCACGCAAAUAGCAGGCAUUGCAACAGAUAUGUUUGUGGGCAGGGAAAGAUUUGCAACCGUUCUAUUAAUGAGACUCACAGAGGCUGUGAUCCUGUGGCUUUCUGGAGACCAAACCUUUUGGGAAGAGAUAGAGGAAGGGCCAAAGCCUUUAGGUCCUCUUGGCCUUCAGCAGUUCUAUUUGGAUAUGGAGUUUGUGAUACUCUUUUCAUCCCAAGGCCGUUACUUGUCUCGGAAUCUGCAUCAGGUUAUCAAGAACAUCAUAGCUAGAGCUAUAGAUGCAGUUUCUGCUACUGGAUUGGAUCCUUACAGCACAUUGCCAGAGGAUGACUGGUUUGCUGAGGUUGCUCAAAUAGCAAUAAAAGUGUUGACAGGGCCGAAAGCCAACUUUGGCGGUGUGGAUCGAGAUGCGACCAGCCCCACAGCAUCUAUAUCAGCAAAGUCUAUAUCGUCAGUCUUAUCUCAUGGAAGUAACUAGCUAGAGAUCAGCCGUUCUUAAGGAUGUGUAUUGUGAAUAAAAGAAGCUGCCUUUCUGCCUUGCAAUUGAUUAAUCAGCUGCAUGCCUAUGAUAUAUCUUUCAAACUUUCCUAUAAACUUUACUGGCAACGCAUGCAUUUGAUAGGCCUAAAUAGAACCAAAAUGAUCAUUUUUCUUACUGUCUGUGGGGUACUGUGGGGUUCACAUUUCAUAAUUAAAGUGAAGUACUGGAAAAAGAAUCCUAAU
Molecule: messenger RNA, 2564 nt
Organism: Alnus glutinosa
Lineage: Eukaryota; Viridiplantae; Streptophyta; Magnoliopsida; Fagales; Betulaceae
Product: exocyst complex component EXO84A
Exons: 7
Coding region: 1-2319 (772 amino acids)
Biological process (GO): Golgi to plasma membrane transport; intracellular protein localization; exocytosis
Cellular component (GO): exocyst
Source: RefSeq, a predicted model, not a curated record